AUGGGAGACCAAACCUCAUGGGGGAUGACGAGUUUAGCUUUCAAUAAGAUGAAACCCUACUUGGCCAUGAUAUCUUUGCAAUUCGGCUAUGCCGGAAUGUACAUUAUUACCAUGGUGUCGUUGAAGCACGGAUUUAGUCAUUGGAUUCUUGUCGUCUACCGCCAUGCUGUGGCCACACUAGUUUUCACUCCCUUCGCAUUUUUUCUUGAAAGGAAAACAAGGCCAAAGAUGACACUGUCAGUUUUUCUAAAGAUAAUGCUGCUAGCUUUUCUUGACUUAAUUGGAGCAAUCAUCAUAGUAUUCGGACUUUACUCAGUGGUGUGGGGUAAAAGCAAAGAGAAGACAACCUCUGAUACGUUAACAUACCAUGAAGGCAAGGCCCAAGAAUUGCCCGUGGUGGACAUAAAAACAUCAGCCGACGUUUAUAAUGUCAAAUUUGAAACUACUGGAAAAUCCCAUAUUCCUCAGAUCAAUUCUCUACAGCAAGAGCUGUGA
Molecule: messenger RNA, 495 nt
Organism: Fraxinus pennsylvanica
Lineage: Eukaryota; Viridiplantae; Streptophyta; Magnoliopsida; Lamiales; Oleaceae
Source: the annotation of a GenBank genome assembly